AUGACAAGGCCAAACCUCGACUCCCCCUCUUCCCUUUUAGUUUUCCUUGUAAACCAAGAAAAAAACCUAACUGAUUUACUUGAAACUACUUCAACUGCAGUUUUCAACUACUCUCCUGGCCAAGACUCAGUGCUUAGAGUAAACCAGGACGACUAUACAAAUUGCAACACCGAUGCCCCUACUGCGAAAUAUACUGAUGGCCACACUGCCAUCACGUUCGACCAAUCUGGGCCAUUUUAUUUCAUCAGUGGCAACAAAGACAACUGUCUCAAAAAUGAGAAGGUGGUAGUGAUUGUGUUGGCAGAUAGAAAUAGAAAUGCAACUGCCCCUUCGCCUUCAAACUCAACUGAUAUAACCCCAUCUCCAGCUCCUGCCGGUGAAGCGUCUCCACCUUCACCAGAUACAGGGGUGGUCGAGAACCCUACUCUAGCUCCCGAAAGCCCUCCUCCACCUCCCAGCGGGGCUUCUCCAGUUUUCAUGAGUUUGUUGGGGUCCAUUGGAGCUUUUGCUGCAUCCUCAUCACUUUUACUACUCUAACUGGAUAUUGGAUUGUUUGAGUAUAAAGUUCGUUUCUCCUUUGCGAGUUUCCUUCCUCUUUUUUUUUUUAUUCUUUUCUGAUUUAUUGUUUUUAUUUUCUUUAAGCUCAGUAUAUAUCUUUGGACUGGUGUUUGAUAUUCGUUUGUUGCAACUGGAAAAUAAGGAGGGAGUAAAUAAUACUCAUUAGUGUGCUUGUGAGACUCCACCAUAAGGGCCAAUAAUGUAAUUACACAAAGAAAUAAAUUGUUUUUCA
This is a messenger RNA of Prunus avium (sweet cherry), 790 nucleotides long. The record is from RefSeq and is a predicted model, not a curated record. Lineage: Eukaryota; Viridiplantae; Streptophyta; Magnoliopsida; Rosales; Rosaceae.